GAAGGACAGAGCAGAUCAAGGGAUGAACUGAGCAUCUACUCACCUCCUGAGGAGCGCAGCAGCAGAAUUAGGUGUCCAGGAGAAUUUGCAUGCUGGUCAUCCCUGGGCUUCACACCCUUGGUGGGAGAGGGGUGUCAGGCAUCUUCCAAGCAGCCCCACCUUUCCUUUGAGAUGGUGGAUUAUUACAAAGUCCUUGGAUUGCAAAGAAGUGCCUCACAGGAUGAUGUUAAGAAAUCCUACCACAAACUGGCACUAAAAUGGCAUCCUGAUAAGAAUCCCAGCAACAAGGAGGAAGCUGAAAAGAAAUUCAAAGCAGUCGCUGAGGCAUACGAGGUUUUGUCUGACCCCGAGAAACGAUUACACUAUGACAUGUCUGUUAAGGAGACCAGAUCCGACAGAGGAAGAAGAGCCACAGGGGGUCAUGACAACUUCUUUGAUUCCCCUUAUGCUUUCAGUGACCUUAGGGAGAUCUUUGAGGAAGUCUCUGAAGUGCCAGAUCCCUUUCUAUAUGAUUUCUGGGACCCCUGCAAAUCUGGUAAAAACUGGUACGAAACAAGUGGAAGAACCUCCGACGUGUUUGCUGACUUUAUGGAGUCAUUUGUGACUUUAUUCAGCCCCAGCAAGCAGUCCACCUCUUUGUUUGCUGAGGGCAGAACUGGGCCACGCGGUGUCAGGUCAGAGUUAACUACUACUGAAGUGGUCAACGGCAAGAUCAUCACCACCAAGAAAAUCAUCGAGAACGGGCAGGAGAGAACAGAAGUGAGAGAAAACGGCAAGCUGAAGUCUGUGUCAGUAAAUGGGAGAGAUGUCCUGAACUCAUAAUGUCCCCCAGCACCAAGCAUCAACUGCAAGCUCUGUGCCAUGCUCUCAUUGCUCAAUGAAUAGGGUCUGCUAC
Molecule: messenger RNA, 895 nt
Organism: Calidris pugnax (ruff)
Lineage: Eukaryota; Metazoa; Chordata; Aves; Charadriiformes; Scolopacidae
Gene: DNAJB8
Product: DnaJ heat shock protein family (Hsp40) member B8
Exons: 1
Coding region: 172-822 (216 amino acids)
Molecular function (GO): Hsp70 protein binding
Source: RefSeq, a predicted model, not a curated record